Molecule: messenger RNA, 1884 nt
Organism: Ornithodoros turicata
Lineage: Eukaryota; Metazoa; Arthropoda; Arachnida; Ixodida; Argasidae
Product: mitochondrial-processing peptidase subunit alpha-like
Exons: 13
Coding region: 42-1658 (538 amino acids)
Cellular component (GO): mitochondrion
Molecular function (GO): metal ion binding; metalloendopeptidase activity
Source: RefSeq, a predicted model, not a curated record
UAGCUGUAGCAUUUAACAGCUCAAUACCGUGUGUACUAAAGAUGGCGACAGGAUCCUCGCGUGUGAUGCCGAAAAGUAUCAAAGAAUUGAUGAAAUGCACACUACGGCAAGACAUUCGACACGCUGGGAGACGCUUUCUUUGUACCUCUACCGACUUGCCAUCAGCUGAGCAGAUAAACAAGACUCCCUUGUCGGAACCUGUACGCAACCUUCCAAAGCCAAUUUAUGCUGUGCCUUCCUCAUUCCGACACGACACAGAGGUGACGACGUUGGAGAAUGGGUUGAGGGUGGCAUCGGAGAACAAAUUCGGACAGUUCUGCACUGUAGGGGUCGUAAUCGAUUCUGGGUCACGAUAUGAGGCCCCUUACCCAAGCGGCAUAUCGCAUUUCUUGGAAAAGCUGGCUUUUGGUUCAACAAAAGAGUUCCGGGACAGGGAUGCAGUUCUACGAGAGCUUGAAAGGCAGAGUGGUAUAUGUGACUGCCAGAGUUCAAGGGACACAAUGAUCUAUGCCAUGUCAGCAGAUAGCAGGGGACUAGGACCUGUCAUAAAGCUACUUGGCGAUGUCGUCUUACGGCCAUCUUUCAGAGAAGAAGAGGUAGAAAAUGCUAGACAAGCAAUCGAAUAUGAGUUGGAAGACGUCUCCAUGAAGCCAGACCAAGAGCAGUUACUCAUGGAAAUGGUUCAUGCUGCUGGCUAUGCCGACAACACCCUUGGGCUCCCAAAGCUCUGCCCCAAAGAAAACAUCCCCGUGAUCAACCGCGGGGUUCUUUUCACAUACCUGAGCCAUCACCAUACUCCCGAAAGAAUGGUCGUCGCUGCUGUGGGAGUGGAACACAAGGCCCUAGUAGAGGAAGUGCAGAAGUACUUUGUGGAAAAACCACCGAUAUGGAAGGAAAACCAGGAAUUGGUUCUUGACAAGGGUUUGGAGCCAGAUGCAUCACUGGCACAGUACACUGGAGGCAUCGUCAAGACGACGAAAGAUUUAUCGAAUAUAUGCCCUGGAUCUCCUAUUCCCGAUCUGGCUCACUUUGUACUGGGCUUAGAGAGCUGUUCUCAUCAGGAUCCAGAUUUUAUUGCCUUCUGCGUGCUUAACAUGAUGAUGGGUGGAGGUGGAUCUUUCUCAGCUGGGGGUCCAGGCAAGGGCAUGUACACGCGGCUCUACACAAAUGUCCUAAACAGGUAUCACUGGAUGUACAAUGCCACCGCUUACAACCAUGCGUACGGGGACUCUGGACUGUUCUGCAUCCACGCCAGCGCGGAUCCUUCGCAGCUCGGGGAUGUCGUUAACGUUAUCGUCCGAGAGUUUGCAGCCAUGGCAGGAAGGAUAGCUCACAUUGAACUGGACAGAGCCAAGACACAGCUACAGUCGAUGCUGCUUAUGAACUUGGAAGCUCGCCCAGUAAUGUUUGAAGAUGUCGGGAGACAGGUUCUCGCUAGUGGUGAGAGGAAGAAUGCAGACUACUACAUCACGGAAAUAAGCAAAAUACAGGAAGAAGAUAUCCACCGUGUUGUCCAACGAAUGCUGCGAAGCCGUGCUACCGUUGCUGCUUUGGGAGAUCUUAGCCGUCUGCCACCUUUGGAGGAUAUCGAGACGGGCCUCCUUCACCAGAACAAAGGUUCUUCGCCAUCACGACGCUUCUCCAUCUUUAGGCAGUAGACCAGGUUCCUAGUAUAGUAAGACUGAGCGUAUUCAACAAAGGGACACUUAAUGACUUGAGAUUACUAAGCUCGACGAGUAGCACAGAUUCGCUGAACAUGUCAGAAGUCUUCCGAGGUGAACAAGGGUUGCACCUUGCUGGAUGGCAAAUCAGGGAGCACAACUGUAUGUAGUGAUAUUAAAGACUGCAGCAUUGCGUGCAGGGUUAGCUUUCACAGCUCCGAAA